Messenger RNA from Linepithema humile (Argentine ant), 3277 nucleotides. RefSeq names its product protein GPR107. Gene Ontology annotation, biological process: transport. The record is from RefSeq and is a predicted model, not a curated record. Gene Ontology annotation, cellular component: membrane; Golgi apparatus. Lineage: Eukaryota; Metazoa; Arthropoda; Insecta; Hymenoptera; Formicidae.
CAGUUCCUGCUCGCGUAUCGACGAGCAAAGGCGAAGUGUUCUCGACGCGUCACGCGCCGACUCCUUGUCGCCGACAGCAGUGAUUAGCAACUGUGCGAAAAGUGCAAAGGAGUCAAAAAAAGAUGCGGCCGAACGUUCUUACGAUGGCACGUGUUUUCCUGCCGAUUUUGCUGAUGGUAGCUGCAGCAACCGCGAGGAUUCACAAGCUAGACAUACGGAAAGAUGACAGGCACUACAUCACACUAAGCACAUUCGGUUUCUUCAGAGGUGGCAUUCUAACUGUGAAUCUUACGAAUUUCAAGUUUGAGCCGGCUGACGCCAAUAAAAAAUUGACACCGGAAAGUGCAACGAAAGCUGUGUUUGGAUUCAGCUUGAGCCAAACGCUCAUCGAUGCGAUUAAUCCGUACUUGCACAAUCACCUGGAUGGAUGCUUGCUACAAAAUAUGUCGAAUCCCAAGGCAGAGCAGAAAGAUGACAGCUCUAUCAUAUAUUUUACCAUGGACUUGAAGAAUUUAACGAUGCAAAUAAAUUGCAGCCGCAAUGUACGCGCUGCACAUAUUUAUAGAGAUCCCAGCACAGUGUUGAUGUACCGAACGAAGAGGAAUUCAUUAUCGGAAUUCAGCGAUACAGCGCUCUUUCCACGAAGAAAACGAAAUACACCGCAUGAGAUCGAAAGAACAUUUGUUAGCGGCGGUGAUUUAAAACUCGGGUCGGAGAGCAACGCCUGCUCCGGUCUGAAACUGCCGAUGACAAUGGAGACGACGACGAAGGGCGAAAGAUCGUAUAACACGAGCUUUGUCAUGUACGUCGCCACCGACGACGAAACGGGCCUGUACAAUCUCUAUUUUCACAAUUGUCAUAAUUACGACAGCUACAAAGAGCCGUUGCUCGUGGAUUUCACGGUAGAAGUAGCGGAAAUUAAUAACGACAACUUCCUCAGCGCCGGCGAAAUGCCGCUGCCGACUUUAUACUUCACGAUGGCGCUUCUCUUCUUUUUGUCAGGCUGUUUCUGGGUGUUUAUUCUUAAUAAAAGCAAGCACACCGUGUUCAAGAUCCAUUACUUAAUGGCGGUGCUGGUUUACCUGAAGUCUUUCUCAUUGUUGUUUCACGGGAUAAAUUACCACUUCAUCCAAACCAAGGGCGAGCAUGUGGAAGCGUGGGCAAUUUUAUACUACAUUACACAUCUUCUGAAAGGCGCCGUUCUCUUCAUUACUAUUGUGCUCAUUGGCACAGGAUGGAAUUUCAUAAAACCUAUUCUCACGGACAAGGAAAAGAAACUCUUCAUGCUUGUUAUACCAUUGCAAGUAUUGGCAAAUGUGGCUGAGAUAAUAAUUGAGGAAAGCGAUGUGGGCAAUUUACGUCGCGAAACCUCGCGGGAUACAUUCAUACUUGUCGAUUUGAUUUGUUGCGGCGCAAUUCUAUUUCCGGUGGUGUGGAGCAUCAGGCAUUUAGAGGAGGCUGCCCGCACGAGCGAUAAAGCAGCUAUGAACUUGCGCAAGCUAAUGCUGUUUAAGCAUUUCUACAUGAUGAUAGUUUUCUACAUAUACUUCACUCGAAUUGUAAUGUACAUACUGAAGAUUACUGUACGCUUCGACCAUCAAUGGUUGGAACAAACAUUCAGAGAGAUGGCGAGUUACGCGUUCUUCGUCCUGACAGGUUACAAAUUUCGACCGGCGUCCGCGAAUCCUUAUUUCACAGUACCGAGCGAAGAAACGGAGGCGGACGAUGAAGACGACAGAAUCGGUGUCGUCGUUUCCGGUAACAGCAUCAGCAGAGACUUUAGUAAAGUGAGCAAGGUGCCGAGAGCGGUGAGGUCCGCGACUUCGAAAGACCCAUCUACGGAAGAGGAACGGCACAAUCUCUUUCACAAUAUGGAAUCCUCUCGCGAAUACGAUUGAGAACAGUGGGAGUAAGUCGUGAUGGACCACGUUACGUGACGAAUGCGUCCGCGAUUGCGAGAUCUUCGAAUUCAAGUCGCGAGCUAAAGCGUGGAGAAACGAUAGACGAAGCAAAAGGCGAUGAAGAGAAACCAAUAAGGAUACGCGACUCAGAUCUGCAAGUUUUCUAUUCUUAGAUUCGUUUUAUACUUCUCGGAUGAGGAGAAAAAGUGCAAUGUACCUCAAUUUCGUACGUAUGCAAUCAAUAACCGCAGGUUUAUUUAUUCACAGGGAGAUAUUUUAAAUCGUAGUGCAUUUUUCUUAGGAUAUCGACUAUGUAUUUCUUGACCGCCUUCCGCUCUCGUUGUCUACCAUUCGAUCAGACGUAUUAGUGAGACACUUCUUCCUCUCUUUAUUUUCUUUAAGGGAUACUUUGAUAAAAACUGAAGUUAUUCAUUUCGCACUUAACGUUCCACAACAUUACGAUGUUAUGACACUAAUGUGAGAAGCAGACGAUGGAUACACGCGCGCUUUUUCAAGUCGCGCUUUUUGUAGUCGGUUUUCCGUAGGCAUUUAGAGAAACAUUUCCAUUUUCUUCUUUCUCAUGACACACGCUUAAUCUCCUUGAUAUAAGAAUCUUGUUGAUGAUGCGAAUAUUUUGUAUUUGCACUGUGUAAUCUUAUUUUUUAGACGAGCGGUGCAAUAAUCUCAUCUAACAAAUAUGUAUCCUCUCGCGAUAUUACGCGAUACUAUUGUACUAGGGUUAAUGUUAUUACUAUUCGAUAGUGGCUCUACCGGUAGCUGACGAAACUUAAGAACGAUAUAUGCCGGCAUAUAUCGUUCCUCGAACUGUGAUGUGUUUGCAACAAUCGUUCUCUCGAAAUUUUGAAAUUUGUAUUAAUUUGUUUUCUCUUACAUAUAACUGUAAUACAUAACUGUGUAAAGUGAAUUUCUUUCUUUGCGAAGGGACCCUUCAAUCCGCGACUGAUUAUAGUACUUACUAUUGUACACAAUUUUAUAUGUGUCGUCGUCACUAUUGUUAUCUAGGGCCAGCAUGGCCCUGGUUAUCCCGCUAUUACCAACUAUCGUAUACCUAUGUCGAGACAUGAAAAGUGUUCAGAGAAUAUUUAGAGCGGAUAUUUUUAUGAACAAUGUUCCAUGUGUGGCUAUUUAUUUGUUCCCUUUCCCGUGUAUAUUGUAUAUGAUGAAACACUGUUACAAUCCCCAGUGUUAACUUCUUAUCGAUCGUUAGAUUUAAUAAGAAAUUAAGAAGAAAAUUGUCGAUAUGGAGGAUGCGAAUCUGGAUCUACCCGGAGAAGAAAUCGUAUAAAAGAUCGGGAAUUUUCUACCUGAUUCAGUGCUAACCGAAGCUUAAUAAAACUUAUUGAAUGGCCCCCUAA